AUGGUUAGCUUCAAAUCCACCCUCGUCUUGGGCCUUUGCGCCGUCCUCACAGCCGCGAAUCCCAUCGCCCUCGAUAAGCGUCAGGGAACCAACAGCAUCGAAUCUGUCACCUGCGGUACCACCAAGUAUUCGCGCAAGCAGCUUAACGAGGCCACCGCUGAGGGCUGCCGUCUUUACGCUGCAAACCAGCAGCUCGGAACCAGCCAGUACCCCCACCGCUUCAACAACCGUGAGGGUCUCGUCUUUGCCACUUCUGGUCCUUACCAAGAGUUCCCCAUCCUCUCAUCUGGCAACUACACUGGCAGAGCUCCCGGCGCCGACCGCGUCGUCUUCAACCCCUCUUACCAGGGCAGCUGUGUCUAUGUCGGUGCCAUGACCCACACCGGCGCUGCCGAGCGCAACGGCUUCCUCGCUUGCAACGCGACAAACUCCAAGAGCAGCGGCAGCGACGGCAAGUCUGCUGCCUCAGGCCUUACUGUCUCAGGCCCAGUUAGCUACAUUCUGCCCGUGCUGUCCCUGCUCGCUAUUGCCGCUUAA
Messenger RNA from Colletotrichum truncatum, 537 nucleotides. RefSeq names its product guanyl-specific ribonuclease N1. Gene Ontology annotation, molecular function: RNA binding; RNA nuclease activity. NCBI's taxonomy places the organism in Eukaryota, Fungi, Ascomycota, Sordariomycetes, Glomerellales, Glomerellaceae. The record is from RefSeq and is a predicted model, not a curated record.